Messenger RNA from Bombus pyrosoma, 1127 nucleotides. It is a transcript of the gene Grx3, whose product is annotated as glutaredoxin-3. The transcript has 3 exons. Bases 143 to 817 code for a protein of 224 amino acids. Lineage: Eukaryota; Metazoa; Arthropoda; Insecta; Hymenoptera; Apidae. The record is from RefSeq and is a predicted model, not a curated record.
UUUCGCAUUUGAGAAUAUAAAACGUUUAUAAGAGCGGUGUUAAAAGUUGCGUAGAAGCUCUCGUAGUGAAUAAACGAAUUCGCAAAAUAUUUCUUGAUAAUAUUAUCGCGUGUUUAUCAAUUGCACAAAAUAAAGUGACAGGAUGUCUAUCACUAAUCUCAAUUCUGAACAAGAAUACAAGAAUUACGUCAAGUCACAAGAUCUUUCUGUCAUUCAUUUCUACGCAUCCUGGGCCGAUCAGUGUUCGCAAAUAAAUGAUGUGAUCGAGGAAAUGAGCAAACUGGCCGAAUAUCAGGGGGUUAGGUUCGCCAAGAUCGAAGCUGAAAAAAUACCUGAUGUAUCCUUGAAAGCUGGUAUCAGUGCAGUACCAACAGUUGUUCUCACAAGAAAUGACACCAUAGUCGAUAGAAUCGAUGGGGCUAAUCCUGCAGCUAUAGCAGAGAAAAUUAAGCGCCAAUUAUUGACCAAUAAAGAUUCUAUUUCGUUUGAUACAUGUAAACCUAAAGAAAAACUUGAAGAAAGACUAAAGAAAUUAAUAAAUCAAGCGCCCUGUAUGCUUUUCAUGAAAGGAUCUCCUACCACACCACGUUGCGGAUUUUCUAGAACAAUAGUCUCUAUUUUAGAUUCUUGUAAGACAGAUUACCAAACGUUUGAUAUUUUACAAGAUAAUGAUGUUAGAGAAGGACUUAAAAAAUUUAGUGAUUGGCCAACGUAUCCUCAAUUAUAUGUGAAUGGAGAGCUCAUUGGAGGAUUGGAUAUUGUAAAAGAAAUGAACGAAUCUGGAGAGCUGGAAAGCAUAUUGCCUAAAAAGAGCUAAUGCAAAAGAAAUGCACUUAUUAAGGAUCAUAUAAUUAAUUUCUUUUUAAAAAAAAGACCAGUCCCUGUAUUAAUAUAAUUAUCUGUAAGUUAUUUUGUAUCAGUUGUAAGUAUUUCAAUAUUUGUUCUAUGGAAAUAUGCAAUAAAUUAAACCACCUGCAUAAAAGGAUCUUUUUGUAAGCGCUAAUUUUUAGUCAACAGAUUGCACAAGACAAUAUAUAAAUAGUAAUAUAGGAAUUCUUUUGCUCUGUACAAUAUGUCAAUUUCUCAAGUGUUUAUCUGUUAAUAUAUUAAUCCACAUAUAUUAUAAA